AUGUCCGACCCAGUGUCUGUUUUUGACGGCCCGGCGUUCCAGCGGAUACCCGUCUGGGUGCAGCAGAAGCUGUCGCCGCUCGCCGUCCAGAAGAUCCAGGACGUCUACGACUUUGUCGAGAAUGAAGUCAUCCCCCGCGAGCAAGUCAUGCGCCAGCAGGUCGCCAGCAAGCGCUGGGCCAUCCCACCGGUCAUGCACGAGCUGCGCGACAAGGCCAAGAAGAAGGGCCUUUUCAACCUGUUCCUGCCCAACCACUUCACGGAGAGCCCGGGCCUGACCAACCUCGAGUACUCGUGCUGCGCCGAGAUCAUGGGCCGCUGCUACUGGGCGCCGCAGACGAUGAACUGCCACGCCCCCGAGACGGGCAACAUUGAGCUGCUGGCCAAAUACUGCAACGAGGAACAGAAGGAGAAGUGGCUCAAGCCGCUGCUGGAGGGCACCGCCUCGUCGGCCUACUCCAUGACGGAGCCCGACGUGGCCAGCUCGGACGCCACGCAGAUCAGCAUCCAGGUCCGCCGCGAGGGCGAUGAGUACGUCAUCAACGGCCGCAAGCUGUACGGCAACUGCCUGUGGAACAAGGACCUGACGUUCUACAUCCUCAUGGGAUGCUCCGACCCGGACAACGAGGACCGCUGGAAGCGGCACACGAUGCUGCUGGUACCCUGCGACACGCCCGGCAUCACCCAGGUGCGCAACCUGACCAUCAUGGGCUACGACUGGGCCCCCGAGGGCCACGGCGAGUACGUCUACAAAGACGUGCGAGUGCCGGCCGCCAACGUCAUCCUGGGCGAGGGCCGAGCCUUUGAGAUUGCCCAGGGCCGUCUGGGCCCCGGCCGCAUCCACCACUGCAUGCGUCUGCUCGGCCAGUGCGAGCGUGCCUACGAACUUGCCCUUGUGCGCUGCAAGGACCCCCGGAAGAAGCCCCGCGGCAAGUUCAUUGGCGACUUUGACAGCAACAUUGAGCGCAUCGCCCAGAUGCGCAUGGAGAUUGACGGCGCACGCCUUGUCGUGCUGUCGGCAGCCGACACCAUGGACGUCCGCGGCAACAAGGCUGGCAAGCGCGCGAUUGCCCAGAGCAAGGUCCUGGUGCCGCACCUGGCCACCCAGAUCAUCGACGAGUGCAUGCAGAUCUACGCCGGCCAGGGCUUGACGCAGCACACGCCGCUGCCCGAGAUGUGGACGUAUGCGCGUUUUGUGCGUGUGGCCGACGGCCCCGACGCCGCUCACCGGCACCAGGUCGGCCGCGAGGAGAUGAAGACCGCCGGCAAGUUCAUUGCGCGCCUGCGGCAGACGAACGAGAAAGCCAAGGCCUUGACCGAGCAGUACGGCUACAAGUACGAGUCGUUCGACUAA
Messenger RNA from Sporothrix brasiliensis 5110, 1353 nucleotides. RefSeq names its product acyl-CoA dehydrogenase. Gene Ontology annotation, molecular function: oxidoreductase activity, acting on the CH-CH group of donors; flavin adenine dinucleotide binding. The coding region runs from base 1 to 1353 and encodes 450 amino acids. The transcript has a single exon. The record is from RefSeq and is a predicted model, not a curated record. NCBI's taxonomy places the organism in Eukaryota, Fungi, Ascomycota, Sordariomycetes, Ophiostomatales, Ophiostomataceae.